AUGUCUGAUAGGGGCGAUUUAUCUUUAAAUUUCAAAGAGUCUGAAAAUCAAUUUGACGAAGAAACAAUAAUUCUGUACAACAAAUUUCUAAGAAGUCCUCAAUCUUUAAGCACCCUAGAAAGGAAUUAUUUACUUGCAGGAUUACUAGAAAACUAUGGAGAUCUUAAAUUAAUUAAAACUCUAUGCUGCUACACAAUUGGUGACAACAAUCUAAGAGCUUUUAUAUGAAAACGAUUUUUAAAAUAUAUGCCUUUUGAUAACCAAAGAUCUGAAGAAAUUUCAGAAAUUCGGAAAAUGCUUUAUAACAGCUAUGUCAAAGAUAUUUAUUUGGAAAGUCCUUUGAAAGAAGACGUUAUCAGAUGCAUAGAGCUGGAUAUCCCAAGAACUAUUAAUUUCCCUUUGAUAAAUAAUCAAAAUGCAAAGGAGGCUUUCAAAAGACUUUUAUACAUUUUAUGUAUGAAACACAAAAACGCUGACCCUCCUUUAAAUUUAACAAAAAUUCUGCCCUACAAUAAAGGGUGGUUAGUUUUUUUUAAAUAAAAAAUAAAUGUUUAAUUUUUUUCAUGAAGGAUUAAUUUAAAAAUUUAAUCAAUUCAGUAUGAAAAUGGUUUAAAUAAUAUUUUAUUUGCACUUCUUCCAUUAAAUUAGGAAAAGAUUGAUAUAUAAAUUAGUCUUUACUCAUUUAAAAUUCAAAAUAUUGUUUCUAUAUAAUGAUGCUAUGGACCAAUAAAUGGAAAUUUUACCAAUAUUCUGUUCAAAUUUUAAGAGGAGUGAGUAUCAAUCUGGAUUUACCUUUUUAUGUGUGCCAUUAUUUGUAGCUUAUUUAUCAAGCUAUGAUGCAAACCAGCAGAACCUAUCAGAUGAUAUUAUAUUUCAAUUAGAAGUGGAUGUAUUUUAUUCACUUAUUGCAUUAAUCAAAAAAGGAUAUUUUUAAUUAACUUUAUUCUAGUAAUUUAGUACUAUUAUUAAUAACUAAUAAAUUAUUUUACUAAAAAAAUUCACAUUUUUUGCUAAAUGAGUUAGCGAAAUUUUUAAAGAAAACCCAUGAAUUUCUAGUAAUAAUUUUCUCCAACAAGAACUUGACGAAUUCAGUUCAUAUAUCAAAUUAUACGACCAAGAUCUAGAUGAGCAUUUAUCUUCAAACGAAAUCCAAGCCAAUUUCUACGCAUAUAGAUGGCUAAAAUGCUUAUUUACUCUCGAUUUCCCAGUUCAAUUUAUUCUAAAAGUCUGGGACGUUCUCAUAAGUUGUGACGAAGGUUUCAGAUUUUCCAUAAAAAUCGCAGCCGCAGUCCUACUAAAAUUCAGAGAAAAUCUUCUUUCCAGCCCAGACAUGGCCCAAAUUUUGACAUCAAUUUCCAAUAUAAAAAAUUACAAUUGGACUGACAAUGAAAUCGAAAUGGUAAUUAGCCACGCGUUUAUGCUUAAUUAG
Molecule: messenger RNA, 1429 nt
Organism: Blepharisma stoltei
Lineage: Eukaryota; Ciliophora; Heterotrichea; Heterotrichida; Blepharismidae
Source: the annotation of a GenBank genome assembly